GGUCUCUUGGCAGGUGCUGACGCCGUCGGGUGCUCCCGGCGCGGGGCUGGGUGGCCGGGACUGUUGCCGGCUGCUGGCUGGGACGUCGUGGCCGAGCCGCCCCCAUGUUGCGGUUUCCGACCUGCUUCCCAUCCUUCCGGGUGGUGGGAGAGAAGCAGCUGCCGCAGGAGAUUAUUUUCCUGGUCUGGUCGCCCAAGCGGGAUCUCAUUGCCUUGGCCAACACCGCGGGCGAGGUUUUACUUCAUCGGCUUGCAAGUUUUCAUCGAGUUUGGAGUUUUCCACCAAAUGAAAACACAGGAAAGGAAGUGACCUGUCUGGCUUGGAGACCGGAUGGCAAACUUUUGGCCUUUGCUCUUGCUGACACCAAGAAAAUUGUUUUGUGUGAUGUAGAAAAACCUGAAAGCUUGCACUCCUUUUCCGUGGAAGCGCCAGUUUCUUGUAUGCAUUGGAUGGAAGUGACUGUAGAAAGCAGUGUUCUAACAUCCUUUUAUAAUGCUGAAGAUGAAUCAAAUCUUCUCUUACCUAAACUACCUACAUUGCCAAAAAAUUAUAGCAACACCUCCAAAAUAUUUAGUGAAGAAAAUUCUGAUGAAAUUAUUAAGCUCUUGGGAGAUGUCAGGCUUAAUAUUCUUAUCCUUGGAGGAAGCGCUGGAUUUAUUGAGCUGUAUGCUUAUGGAAUGUUCAAAAUAGCUCGAGUCACAGGGAUUGCUGGUACUUGUCUUGCAUUAUGUUUAUCAAGUGAUUUGAAAUCAUUGUCGGUGGUCACAGAGGUUUCUACCAGUGGUGCUUCAGAAGUUUCAUACUUUCAGCUUGAAACCAAUCUGUUGUAUUCUUUCUUACCUGAAGUAACUCGGAUGGCCAGAAAAUUUACUCACAUUUCAGCUCUUUUACAGUAUAUAAAUUUGUCACUAACAUGCAUGUGUGAGGCAUGGGAGGAAAUACUGAUGCAGAUGGAUUCUCGUCUCACUAAGUUUGUGCAGGAAAAGAGCACAACCACAUCAGUGCAAGAUGAAUUCAUGCACUUGCUGUUGUGGGGGAAAGCAAGUGCUGAACUUCAGACUCUCUUGAUGAACCAGUUGACAGUAAAGGGCUUAAAAAAGCUUGGCCAGUCCAUAGAGUCAUCAUAUUCCAGUAUACAAAAAUUGGUGAUAAGUCACUUACAGAGCGGCUCUGAGUCUUUAUUAUACCAUCUGAGUGAAUUGAAAGGAAUGGCUUCCUGGAAGCAAAAGUAUGAACCUCUUGGACUAGAUGCUGCAGGAAUUGAAGAGGCUAUUACUGCCGUGGGUUCUUUUAUCCUCAAGGCAAAUGAACUUCUUCAAGUUAUAGAUAGUAGUAUGAAAAACUUCAAAGCAUUUUUUCGGUGGCUUUAUGUAGCAAUGUUGAGGAUGACAGAAGACCACGUACUUCCUGAGCUGAAUAAGGUAAUGACUCAGAAAGAUAUUACAUUUGUUGCUGAGUUUCUUACUGAACAUUUCAAUGAGGCUCCGGACCUUUAUAACCGAAAAGGAAAGUACUUUAAUGUUGAAAAAGUUGGUCAGUACUUAAAAGAUGAAGAUGAUGAUCUUGUGUCACCCCCUAACACAGAAGGAAACCAGUGGUAUGACUUUCUUCAGAACAGCAGCCACCUUAAAGAAAGUCCUUUGCUGUUUCCUUACUAUCCUCGAAAAUCAUUGCAUUUUGUGAAAAGGCGGAUGGAGAACAUUAUUGAUCAGUGUUUACAAAAGCCAGCAGAUGUAAUUGGAAAAUCGAUGAAUCAAGCAAUCUGUAUUCCGUUAUAUAGAGAUACUCGAAGUGAGGAUUCUACACGUAGAUUGUUCAAAUUUCCUUUUCUGUGGAAUAAUAAGACUUCAAAUCUACAUUAUCUUCUUUUUACUAUUUUAGAAGAUUCGCUUUAUAAAAUGUGCAUCUUAAGGAGACAUACUGAUAUUUCCCAAUCUGUAAGUAAUGGACUAAUUGCUAUUAAAUUUGGAAGCUUUACAUAUGCCACAACUGAAAAAGUCAGAAGAAGCAUCUACAGUUGUUUAGAUGCACAGUUUUAUGAUGAUGAAACUGUGACAGUAGUUCUUAAAGACACUGUAGGACGUGAAGGAAGAGACAGACUCUUGGUCCAGCUGCCGUUGUCUUUAGUAUACAACAGGGAAGAUUCUGCAGAGUAUCAAUUCACUGGCACUUACUCUACAAGGCUAGAUGAACAAUGUGGUGCUAUUCCCACUCGCACUAUGCAUUUUGAGAAGCAUUGGCGAUUACUGGAAAGUAUGAAAGCACAGUAUGUUGCCGGGAAUGGUUUUCGGAAAGUGUCCUGUGUGUUAAGCUCAAAUCUCCGUCAUGUGAGAGUAUUUGAAAUGGACAUAGAUGAUGAGUGGGAGCUCGAUGAGUCUUCAGAUGAAGAGGAGGAGGCCGGUCAUAAGCCUAUGAAAAUAAAGGAAGAAGUGUUGUCUGAGUCGGAGGCAGAGAACCAACAAGCGGGUGCUGCAGCUUUAACUCCAGAAAUAGUUAUUAAAGUGGAAAAACUUGACCCUGAGCUAGACUCGUAAUCUCCCUUGCCAUCACUGUAUAUGUUAUCAUGACAGAAGGACAUAGAAGGUGGACUAAGAUGUCUUGGACCACUUUUCGUUCCUUGUAUAACAAAUCAAUAAAUAGUAAAUUUUAUUUUUUCA
Messenger RNA from Carlito syrichta (Philippine tarsier), 2657 nucleotides. RefSeq names its product anaphase promoting complex subunit 4 (gene ANAPC4). Gene Ontology annotation, cellular component: nuclear periphery; anaphase-promoting complex. Gene Ontology annotation, biological process: positive regulation of mitotic metaphase/anaphase transition; anaphase-promoting complex-dependent catabolic process; protein K11-linked ubiquitination. The record is from RefSeq and is a predicted model, not a curated record. NCBI's taxonomy places the organism in Eukaryota, Metazoa, Chordata, Mammalia, Primates, Tarsiidae. Bases 105 to 2534 code for a protein of 809 amino acids. Gene Ontology annotation, molecular function: protein binding. The transcript is spliced from 28 exons.